This is a messenger RNA of Cantharellus anzutake, 892 nucleotides long. RefSeq lists its product as uncharacterized. The record is from RefSeq and is a predicted model, not a curated record. The coding region runs from base 446 to 637 and encodes 63 amino acids. The transcript has 2 exons. Lineage: Eukaryota; Fungi; Basidiomycota; Agaricomycetes; Cantharellales; Hydnaceae.
CCGAUGGACUGGGGCGGUACGGCCUCUUCAUCACAAAGAAUAGAAGCCCUUACCAUCACCAAAUUGUGUCGGCAGGAAGGGCGCAAAAGGGCGUUGUUAACAAAAGAGAGAACCUUUGGGGUCUACGUUCUGUUCUUCCGUGAAUGAACGCCCGAAUACCAGGAGAAGUGACAAAUCCGAACGAGAAUUACGUGAUUUUGGGAAAUCCUGUCAUGAUAGAACUUAUGGAGCCAGGGGAGACCCCUGUUGGGGGCGCUGGCACCAUCAAUUGCCACCCGAAAUAGCUCUAUGGCUGAGUAUGGGAACGAGGAAUUAAAAGGUCAAAAGGGAGGAGUUUUGAGAGGGUAUUCCCCUCCCUUUGAAUUUUAUUGGGCAUCUGGACAUAGCCUGUCGAUCCUUGAUUUAUAGACGAGAUCCUCCCAAGCCCGACUCCCGGCAGCUUACAAUGAUGAAUGACCCCCUGGUCAAAGGUCCAACAACGUCACCGCACCCCUGGCCCCGAGCAGAAAUUGAGCAGCAAGGCCCACAUUGGAAUCUAAUUCACGCUCCAGGGCCGGGAGGCGACUCAAUCGGAAGAGUGUUUGGUCCACCCAGACUCUGGCAAAAGAAAUUCGGAAGGCCUCCUGCUUGCCAAUAACAAAAAGAAGUCGGAGGAUAGCUCAUAGCGUCAUCUCCGAGUUAUAAAAGCGACCGCUUAUUCUCAUAUUCUCUCAAGUGUACAUUCAUCCGGGGCCAUUUCGGACGAGCAAUUCUCAUUUACAUGAUGGUUGGAGCGAGGAUUGGCUUGUAGUCCCCAUGUGUAAUAUCAUAAACCUGAAUUUCCUACAUUGAGUUCUCUCCCCGUCCGAUCAAAUUAUCCCUCCACAUCAGCAUGAACUCCAGCGUCCACCGA